AUGUGGGAUUGGAAACAGAUUUACGUCACACACAGUAACACAGCCAGCAGUAGCUCAGGUGCGGUAGCUGAGUUUUUGGAUCCCCAGCAGCAGGUUGUGGUUUGUGUUGGAGGAACCGCUCGACUGCUCUCUCGUUUCAGAAGCUCUGGGCCUGUGGCUUCCUGCUGGAUUCAUGACAACGAAAAGGUUGUGUUAGAAGGACCACGAGUGUGUGUGACGAACACCAGCAGUAGCAGCACCCUGGUUCUCUCUGACGUUCUUCCUGUAGAUGCGGGAAGUUACUCCCUUUUUGUUCGGAACCGAGGAGGCACAGCUCACUGGACCACAAGCCUCAGUGUCAUUGAUCGUCCAGACCCUCCAGCCUCGUGUCCGUUCGUGUCCCAGCUGACCCGCACAUCUCUGGUUCUGUCUUGGUCUGGGCCGUGUUUUGACGGAGGUUCUGCCAUCACAGGCUACGUGGUGGAGUUUCAGAGGCUGGACCAAACCGAGCCCGGCGACUGGACUGAACUCAUGAACCAGUGUCCGAACACCUCGUAUCGGGUCCGCUCUGGUCUCGACCCGCAGGGACAGUAUCGCUUCAGAGUACGAGCCUGUAACGCAGCGGGAGUCAGUGACUCCAGUGAGGAGUCGGCCUGCGUUAAGAUGAACACUGCAGGUGAGCUACAACAGGAAGUGAUCUCAUAUGUGGAGGUUGUGCCUGACACUACACACAAAGCCAGGGAUCAUUAUCAUGUUCAUGAAAAACUGGGAGUGGGGAAGUUUGGGGAGGUGUACAGGAUGACCCAUAAGCAGACGGGUCGGGUGUAUGCUGGGAAAUUCUACCGGGCCCGUGUCUCCAGAGAGAGAACAGCAGCGCGUCAAGAAAUCAAACUGAUGAAUGAGCUACAUCACCCGAAGCUGGUGCAGUGUCUCGCAGCCUACGACACCCCGUCUGAGAUAGUCAUGAUUCUGGAGUAUAUUGCAGGUGGCGAGUUGUUUGAACGGAUAGUAGAUGAGAACUUCGAGCACACAGAAUCCAACAGUGUGAACUACAUGCGUCAGAUCCUAGAAGCAAUCCAGUAUGUCCAUAGCAAACACAUCGUUCACCUCGACCUGAAGCCGGAAAACAUCGUCUGUGUGAACAGCACUGGGUCGCUCAUCAAGAUCAUUGACUUUGGAUUGGCCUGCAAACUGGAGCCUGGUAAACGUCUGAUGGUCUUGCAUGGGACUCCAGAGUUUGUGGCCCCAGAGGUUGUCAAUUAUGAGCCUGUAGAUCUGACCACUGACAUGUGGAGCAUCGGCGUCAUCUGCUACAUCCUACUGAGUGGCGAGUCUCCAUUCCAGGGAAACAGCGAUGCCGAGACCUUAGCUCUGGUUACUGCAGCGCAGUGGGAGUUUGAUCCUGAGAGUUUUGAUGAGAUCACCCAUGAGGCCAAAGAUUUCAUCAGCGGCCUGCUGAGGAAGGAUAAGAGAACAAGAUUAUCCUGUGAGAAAGCAUUAGCUCAUCCCUGGAUAGCCUUAUUUGAAGACUCAAACUCCAGAUCAACCAAAUCCCUAAACAAAGAGAAGAUGAGAAGGUUCCUGGCCCGACAGAAAUGGAAGAAAACUGGUAAAGCCCUGCUUGCACUGACCAGGAUGGCUCGCUGGAGCAAAUCUGAUGGACAGCUGUCUCCCAUUUCUGUAGAUGCAAAUGCUCUGGGGAAAGAGGCCGAACAAGCUGUGUCAUCUCUGGAAAAACAGUUGCGGCGUGAACCAUGUUUCCAUCAAGCCCUGCACGACCUCACUGAGAGCUGCGGAGCCACAGUGCACCUGGCCUGUACAAUACAAGGAUAUCCUGACCCUGAAGUGGUUUGGCUGUUUGAUGAAGCGCCGCUGGAGAAAAACGGACGAGUUCAGAUGAAUUAUGAUCAGAACGGCACUUGCACACUCACCCUUGCUCGAGUACAACCAGGGGAUUCUGGGAUUUACAAAUGCUGUGCAUCCAACAGUCUGGGACAGGCGCUGUGCUCUGCCAGACUCACCGUGCAACUCUAGAACACCAAAUCUACAAUGUUAAGCUUGAAGAAAUCAGGAUUUCUUAAGCGAACCUGAGAACAUUUGGAACCAUGUGCAAAAAUGAUGCUGAAACAAAAGUACUUUCCACAUGUUUAACGUCACUAGAAGCUGUUGUAAUUCAC
Molecule: messenger RNA, 2156 nt
Organism: Onychostoma macrolepis
Lineage: Eukaryota; Metazoa; Chordata; Actinopteri; Cypriniformes; Cyprinidae
Product: myosin light chain kinase, smooth muscle-like
Exons: 14
Coding region: 1-2013 (670 amino acids)
Biological process (GO): protein phosphorylation
Molecular function (GO): ATP binding; protein binding; protein kinase activity
Source: RefSeq, a predicted model, not a curated record